CACCUUUGGGUACUCUGAGCGCCCCCCGACCCGCGGACCACCAAGGAUGUGACCCUCUGGCGAUGCCCGGCUGCGCCACGCUCGCCGCCAGGCCGGCGGCACAGGAUGGAGCCCUUCCUGCCCUCCCCGUGGGGCUGGAACGGCUCUAGAGGGGGGGCCCGGCCCCCCAACAGCACGGCCGAGGCCAAGCCCAAGGACACGGCCUCCAAGUCUGUGGGAUUGUUCUUCAUGGUGCUGCUGGACCUCACGGCCAUCGUGGGCAACGCCGCCGUCAUGACGGUCAUCGCCAAGACGCCGGCGCUGCGCAAGUUCGUCUUCGUGUUCCACCUGUGCCUGGUGGAUUUCCUGGCCGCCCUCACGCUGAUGCCGCUGGAGAUGCUGUCGGGCUCGGCCGUGUUCGAGAGCCCGGGGCUGGGCGAGGCCGUGUGCCGCGUGUACCUGUUCCUCAGCGUGUGCCUCACCUCCAUGUGCAUCCUGUCCAUCUCCACCGUCAACGUGGAGCGCUACUACUACGUGGUGCACCCGCUGCGCUACGAGGUGCGCAUGACCGCGGGACUGGUGGCCGGCGUGCUGGCCGGCGUGUGGCUCAAGGCCGUGGCCACCUCGCUGGUGCCCGUGCUGGGCUGGCUGUCCCCCGACCGCCCACCGGCGCCCGGCGCUCACGGCUGCUCCUUGCAGUGGAGCCGGGGGCCGUCCUGCAAGGUCUUCGUGGUCUUCUUCGCCGCCUUCUACUUCGUCCUGCCGCUCCUCAUCAUCGUCGUGGUCUACUGCGGCAUGUUCAAGGUGGCACGGGUGGCAGCCAUGCACCACGGCCCGCCGCCCACCUGGAUGGAGACGCCGCGCCGGCGCUCGGCGUCGCUUAGCAGCCGCUCCACCAUGGUCACCACCUCGGGGGCUCCUCGGACCACCCCACAGAGGAUGUUUGGCGGGGGCAAGGCGGCCGCCGUGCUGCUGGCCGUGGGCGGCCAGUUCCUCUUCUGCUGGUUGCCCUACUUCUCCUUCCAGCUGUACACGGCGCUGAGCACUCGGCCCUUGGCCGGGCCGGCUGCUGAGACUGUGGUCACCUGGCUGGGGUUCUGCUGCUUCACCUCCAACCCCUUCUUCUACGGCUGCCUCAACCGGCAGAUCCGCGGGGAGCUCGGCCGGCUGCUCACCUGCUUCUUCAAGCAGCCCCCGGAGGAGGACCUGCGGCUGCCGAGCCGCGAGGGCUCCAUCGAGGAGAACUUCCUACAGUUCCUCCAGAGCACCGGGCGCCCACCAGAGCCCCCCAACCCCGAGCGGGACCUUCCUCCUGUGGAUUUCCGCAUCCCGGGGCAGAUCGAGGAGGAGGCGGCCGAGGCGAUGGAGUGGGGUGGGGGCAGCGGGGUGUUCGUGCCCGUGGCGGGCUCUGCCAAGGCGGGGCUGUAG
This is a messenger RNA of Onychostruthus taczanowskii (white-rumped snowfinch), 1407 nucleotides long. It is a transcript of the gene GPR61, whose product is annotated as G protein-coupled receptor 61. Lineage: Eukaryota; Metazoa; Chordata; Aves; Passeriformes; Passeridae. The transcript has a single exon. Gene Ontology annotation, biological process: G protein-coupled receptor signaling pathway. The record is from RefSeq and is a predicted model, not a curated record. Gene Ontology annotation, cellular component: plasma membrane; endosome; signaling receptor complex. Bases 106 to 1407 code for a protein of 433 amino acids. Gene Ontology annotation, molecular function: G protein-coupled receptor activity.